Messenger RNA from Dama dama (fallow deer), 940 nucleotides. RefSeq names its product TNF receptor superfamily member 17 (gene TNFRSF17). Gene Ontology annotation, molecular function: signaling receptor activity. Lineage: Eukaryota; Metazoa; Chordata; Mammalia; Artiodactyla; Cervidae. The record is from RefSeq and is a predicted model, not a curated record. The coding region runs from base 159 to 695 and encodes 178 amino acids. Gene Ontology annotation, biological process: tumor necrosis factor-mediated signaling pathway. The transcript is spliced from 3 exons.
CUUAAGAACCAAGUCAUCAAUGUGACGUUCUGGUUUUUUUCCUUGACAUUCUGGCUGCCGUCACUACAUUUGCUGGGGAAUUCUCAUCAAGAGUUUAGGUGUCCUUCCAUGCCGUCCUUUCUGUGGUUUCCUUGUUUCAUUUUGUGAUCCAGUUCCAGAUGGCUCAGCGGUGCUCCCCAAAUGAAUAUUUUGACAGAUUGCUGAAUACUUGCAAAUCGUGUCAACUUCGAUGCCCUAAUACCCCUCCUGUAAUAUGUCAGCAUUACUGUAACACAAUGAAAGGAACAAAUACAUUUCUCUGGACCUGUUUGGGCCUGAGCUUGAUAGUUUCCUUGACAGUUUUCGUAUUGAUGUUCUUGCUAAGGAAGAUGAGCUCUGAACCAUUAAAGGACAAACUUAAAAACACAGGAGCGGUUCUCCAGAAGAAUGCUAACGCAGACCUGGAUGUUAGCAAUAACAGCAGUAUCGUGGCUGAACCUCUUCUUUCGAGAGGCCUGGGGUACACAAUAGAAGAAUGUAUGUGUGAAGACUGUGUCAGGAGCAAACUGAAGGUCGAUUCUGACCAUUUCUUCCCCCUCCCAGCGAUGGAGGAAGGCGCGACCAUUCUUGUCACCACGAAAACAAACGACUACUGCGACAGUCUGCUAGCCACCACCAGUGUCACGGGGAUGGAGAAAUCAAUUCCUACCAGAUAAUUAACCAUGUCAGUGGUAUAGAGCUACUUGGAAAAUCUUUGUCCUAAGGGAAGGAUGGUGUGUCAGAUCUCUUUAAGAUGAUUGUACUUGUCAGCGGAUGAUAUGGCUUCCCAUCCUCUAAUUCUGGAAAAUGUUUAUGUUAGCAAUGUUUUUCUACCUUAUUGUUGGGAGCUUAACUCUGGAAGUUUCCUUGGUUUUAUGAUUAAACUGACUCACUGAAAAUAAAAAAAGCACCGCAAUGUGUA